AUGCAACAGUCACCUCUCCAGCACGAAAACCCACAAACUAACACGAUUUCACUGGAAGUUAAUUCCACACAAAACGUCCAAACACCUCUAACUCCACAGACACGCGAUCCGACUUCCCACGUAAUUGCUACGUCUUCCCAACUUAAUGCCCAACUUAGCGCUCAGCGGCCUCCGUUCGUUGUAGGACUUGCCGCUUGUGUGCCACCAGCUGGAGCUUCAACUGCUGCAUCGGAAACUGUUGCAACAACGGUGACGAAAAAUGCUCAAAAAACAUCAACAUCUGUAUCGCAGAACAUUAAAGUUCCAGGCAUUUUUUCUCACCAAGCAACAUUUCCUAUUCAGCAGACGCCUUUCAAACAUCUUAAUCCCACCCAACCGGUGUCUGUAGUAGCUAUUUCUGCUCUUUUAGAACCUGAUCAGAGGACUGAAGAGCUUUUGGGUGCCUUAUCUAUUGAACAACUAACAUCAAUUGAAAAUACUGUAAAACGUGUAAAGAAAAAAAAAACUAAAGAGUUAAAAAAGCACAACAUUAAUGAUAGCACCGUUAACAGCGGUCUCAGUAAUCCGGCUACUCAUGCACGGGUCGAGCAUUCGGUACCAAAUACGAACACAACUCCAAUGUUAGCACCAAAUCCUCUGCCUUCACCUGUUAACACUAGUACUACCAUAUCUUUUGUUUCAUCAAAUGUCAAUAACAGAGUUCAGGUACAAGAUCAACAAAAUGUUCAUCAACAACAUCAUCAACAGCCUAAUCCCGACCACCAACAGCACCGUACACAGCAACGGCCAGUGCAACAAACACAAAGUCAUUCAAGCCAACCGCAGCAAAACAUAUCAUCCCAAACCCAAACUACCUCAAAGCAACAAACAACAGAGAUAUCUACUCGGCCCCGCCGAUCUGAUGUUCCUAUUACUAAUCCAAAUCCAAAUCAUGCCCUUCCAGCAACAGAUCCAAUUAUUGAGGAGGUUAAUGGCAUGCAAUGGGUCGUUUUUACAUAUUCAGUUAAAGGCAACAACAAAGAAUACCGUAUACGGAUCGAUAUCGAUAGGGUUAACCUUGACGAGAUCGAUGAACAGUUUAGACAUGAUAAUUGUCUUUAUCCAAGAGCCAAUUGUACCGAGGACAAGUACCAGGGGAAUCGAUGGUCAUACGAAAAUGAAUGUAACGCUUUGGGAUGGAAAUUAGCAUGGCUUAAUCAAGAAGAGAUUAGUGGACGAAGAGGAUUACUUCAAAGAGCUGUAGAUAGCUUUCGAAAUCGUGAUCCUUCAUUACGUUCUCGGAGAGUUGUUCGGAAUGAAAAAAUUAUGAAUGGAACACUACGCAAGAGGGUCACCAGGGAUAAUGACUCUUGUGAUGCAUCAUCCGAACUUUCUGCGAAACGACCCCGAGGUGCGAAUAAACAGCUGACAGUAGAAUAUACAGUGAAAGAAGAGACUACCAAAAUUCGUAUACGUGCUGAUGUUGAGUGUGUAAAUUUGUCAGAAAUCCCGGACGAUUUUAAAAAAAAUAAUUGUGUAUAUCCUAAAGCAGCGGUUCCAAAAACAAAUUAUCAAGGAACAAACUGGGAACAUGAGUCGGCAUGCAAUGAGUUGGGCUGGAAAUUGGCUCAUCUGAAUUCAGCGAAACUUAAUGGGAACAUACCACUUCUUCAAAAAGCAAUAGAUACAUACUACGCAAAAUAUGCUUCCGACUCUAAGCCUCGUCGAGGAAGAUAUUCGCAUACUCUUUCAUCUAAAUUUUUUGAGAAUCAUCCUCGUGAAGUGAAUUCGGAUGCCACUACGUGUGCGACGACAUCAUUGCCAAUGAAAGAAACUAGUAAUCAGACAACAUCUAUUAAUGCAUCGGAUUCUAUGGUGAUGUUAAUGCCUUCUGAUUCUAAAUCAGCAGUGAUAUCAACGGGAAAAACGGAGGAUUUAAAUAGUAUUGCAGAAGAUAAUCCCUUGGAAACUAACAAAGAUUAA
This is a messenger RNA of Dentiscutata erythropus, 1962 nucleotides long. The record is from the annotation of a GenBank genome assembly. Lineage: Eukaryota; Fungi; Glomeromycota; Glomeromycetes; Diversisporales; Gigasporaceae.